Molecule: messenger RNA, 3585 nt
Organism: Mauremys reevesii (Reeves's turtle)
Lineage: Eukaryota; Metazoa; Chordata; Testudines; Geoemydidae
Product: tip elongation aberrant protein 3-like
Exons: 8
Coding region: 327-1709 (460 amino acids)
Cellular component (GO): cytoplasm; Golgi apparatus
Molecular function (GO): protein binding
Source: RefSeq, a predicted model, not a curated record
AGAGCGACAGGGUGUGUGUCUGGAGCUCCACACAGAAGGGCUGCAGCCAGCUGGGCCCUGACAGAGUGAAGCAGCCGAGAAGCUGCCCAGAGUCUGCGAGGGACAGAGCAGCGACGGACGGGGACACCCCAGGACAGGAGCAGCACUGGGCCAGGGAGGAAUCGCCCGAGGACAGACCGGAGCUGGACCCAGUAUCACUGCUGCCCAGAGCUGCAGGGGGCUACCCUACCAAGAUGAGAUUGGGUCCCUGACUUUUGCGGGGGCUCUCCCUAGUACUGCUGCCCUUUACAGAAGACAAUGGAUUUGGCAAGAACCCAGAUGUAGGGAUGAAAAGGAACACUGCAAAGUACCUAUGGAAACCUGUACCACAGAGCAAGCCUUUUCCAUGCGAUCGGUUCAAACAUGCCUGCAGCAUCUGCAGAGGGUUUGUUUAUCUUUACGGGGGUCGGUGCAACAGCAGCCUAAGUGACUUCUGGCGGUACAAUAUAGCAAGCAACGAAUGGGAACAACUGCAUUGUUCAGAAGAUGGCCCAGAAGAACUGGAAGAACAUUCAAUGGUGGCUUAUCAGGGCAUCCUCUAUAUUUUUGGUGGGAUGGUGGAUUCCGCUUUUACGCAGGCGAAGAUCCCUCUCUGGAUGUAUGACAUUGAUUCAGCGAGAUGGUCUGAGUGCCGGCACACAGCAGUGGAGAUUGAGAGCAUUGCUCCAGCUAACAGAAAGGGCCACAGCGCAGUAGUGUACAAUUCCAGCAUGUACAUCUAUGGGGGAUACUUCGACAUCAAAGGGAUUUCACAAGAGUUUUGGGCUUUACAUUUUGAUACAGGAAAGUGGUCACAGGUAUCUCCACUGUCUUGUGAUGCUGGCCCAGGACCCCGGCAUGGUCACUCAGCUGUGGUUUACGGCACGGGCAUGUACCUGUUUGGAGGACUGAUGGGGCUGAGAGAACAGAGGGACCUAUGGAAGUGGGACUUUACAAGCCGCAAGUGGUCGACUAUCAGAACAAGCCAAGGUCCUCCAAAAGUGGUGGGACACUCUUCUGUGGUCUUUCAAGACUCGAUGCUGACUUUUGGCGGAGGGAUUUCAAACUCUAGGCCUAACACCAGCUUGUGGAAGUACCAUUUCAGUUCCCAGAUAUGGGAAAAACUGGCUAGUACAACAGAGGUCAUUCUUUCUUCUAAAAGGUAUCACCGCAUCCUGGGAAUUGGUGUUGGUUUCCAACUGACGCCAGGUUUCUCUGGGGCAUCCCCCAUCAAUCACUGGUGUCCAAAGGGGAAAGAGCCUCAAAAGUUGGUGGCGGUCUCAAAGCAGAAUGCCCAUUUUCAUGGCUACUUUCGCCAGCAGCCUGCACACCAACCAUUCAGCAACGACGGUGGCAAUGAGAUAGAAAUGAAGACCUUUAGCCAGCCUCUGGAGCCAUUGGGCUUUUGCUCAUUCCAAACCUCUUCAGAGGCAGAACUGUGUGCAGACAAAGCACAGAGCAUAUUUUCCAAAAAUGAGCAUUUCUCCCACCUCAUCGCUUCCCAAGAACAAGCUCUCACUGCCGCUGAAGUUACAAAAAACAGGAGAGGAACUGACUGUCAGCCUGAGAGACCUACGAGCAUGGCAGUUACCAACCAUCCUGAUAUGCUGCUCCUGAUUGGGGGCAAGCCCCUGUCCAGUUUCUGUGAAAUCUCACUCUGGCAAAUGGAGCUGAACAGCAUUUACAUCUGACAUACACAUAAGAGAGACAUUCCCACCUGCUUCUCAGCAGAACUAACCAGGAAGUAUUAUAUCCAGUGGCCUACUGCACAUUCUGGGUGAAAAACAGUCUUCCUAAUAACUGACCUGAACUUCUUUUUACAGAGUCUCGGUUCAUGCCCUUGGUUUUGUGCGGUGGAGAGAUUCCUACCCAGAUCCUUGUGGGAUCCUCUUUUAACCCAAAAUUACAGUAGAUCUCCUUGCAACCCUCUCCCUAAGAACAACCUAUUGAGCUCCUGAUUCCACCCUUCUCUAUAGUGGCCUUGUCUUCUGGUCACUUUCUAAGUCUUUUUCAAGUUGGUGGCCAAUACUGUGUACAGUCAUGGAACCCUUUAGGUUAGAAGGGUCCUCUAAGUGGGUCCUUCUAGGCCUCACAAGCACUAUUUGUAGAAUAAAAUGUGCCAAUUCUGCCUUGACUUACACCAAGGCAACCCCAUCAACAUCAACACAAAGUAAAUGGGUCAAAAGUUGGUCCUCUUGAUAAAUUAAGAUUAUGGUAUUGGUUAAUGCACAAUUUUGAACACUAUUUGGAUGUAUUUAAACAUGCUACCGCCACAAUAUAUUUGAUUCAUUUAGGGGACAGAUUGCAGAUGGCAAACACAGGUCAGUGUAGACAAAUGUCCGAGAGUCAGACUGGAACAAAGGAAGAACAUAUUGUGAAUGCAGUGUUAUGCUGGAAGCUGUAUUAAUGGCUACCAUCAUCAGGUCUGUGAUCUGUAAACAAUCACAGACCAGGUUAAAGCUACUUUCAGGCUAAAUGGAAGGAGCAAUUAGAUCCUUCUUUAUGUAGUGAUAGCUAGAAGCAAUAGGAGAAUAGUACAUAAGACACUGGACCAUAUGGUAAAGUCUGAGCAGGUCUGAGGGUUUCCCUAAGGGGCCCUCUUGCAAACACAGAGGCUAAAAGAUUAUUUGGCAAGCUGUGUAUGUGUUCAAAAAGAAAGUGAGGAGAGCCCAGAGAGGGAGAAGUGACAGAGCUUGCUGCAGAGGAAGACUUGGAAAUUGUUAAUAAAGAAACUGCCUGUUUAUCUCUACUGUGUUCAGGGAAACAGGACUUUGUGUUCAGUCUCUGUAAUGAAACUAGAUUGCACCAAAAAAUAUUCCUGACUCAUAUUACCAAUUUAUCCUUCUAACUGAAACAAACCUCCAGGGUCCUGAAUAUGGGCUAAUUGUCUGGGCCAAGCGGGCAGCAGUAUUAUGCUAUUUAAAUGGAAGAUUUUGGGGUUUUGGAAAUAGAGACAGACCAGCAUACAGCAGCCAUAAAAUGAGCAAAUGAGAUCUUGAGUUGUAUUAACAUAGAGACUGACUAUAACACCAAAGGAGUUAUAUUGCUAGGCCCUGGUGGUACUUAGACCCCAGUUGAAUACUUAGUGAUGUACUGAUCACCAUGCUGCAGGAAGCAUAGGUGGCCAUGGAGAAGGUAUAACAUAGUGCUGCAAGAUAGAUCCUAGCACCAAGGACAUGAUCAAAGGCUUGGACAUUUUCUUACUGGAAAAAGAGAGAGCUUUUAAGUGAGCUUUUUAGUUCAACAAAACGGAGUGAGAAACUGUUCAUGCUGACAGAGCUCAAAAAUUAGGGCCAGAGUCAAGGGGAAAUGCCACUUCCUUUCUAAUUUCUGCUUUAAUCCUUCAGCUCUGUCAUUUUUAAAAAACUGUUUUCACAUGCCUUAAAAUAGCAAAGUGCAUAUCACACAUUUCCCUUCUAAAGCGAGUGCAAAGGAAGAAAAAAAAAAAGCCUCUCCAUAGAACUCAGUAGUGGCUCUCCAGCAAAUGCUGGGAAAAGUUGAAAGGUAAAAGUACUGAAUGUACAUACACAAGCUACUGCAAACAUUUUUUGCUAGAUACUGCCAUCU